This is a messenger RNA of Adineta ricciae, 1044 nucleotides long. The record is from the annotation of a GenBank genome assembly. Lineage: Eukaryota; Metazoa; Rotifera; Eurotatoria; Adinetida; Adinetidae.
AUGCUCGUAAUCGCGAAAUCUUCGUCUCGUCAGUUUAUUUAUCCGUCCUUUGUCGACUCACACGUUAGUUUGUCAGUAUUGGCAAACGUUAUUCUGUUAAUGUUUAAUCAAGCUAACAACGGACAUGAUUCUGACGAUUCGUCAAGUGGAUACGGAUCAGAUAGUGAACAAAAUUUACCAGUACCGUAUGUUGAACCAGCUAUUGAAUUGUCGCAAAUGGCUGUUGACGAACCUUCUGAUAAUUCACAAGGUAUAGCGAAUGAAAUAAUAAACUCGAAUAUUUUACUUGAUGAAACUCGUCAUCUGGAACAAAGAACGACAACUUCAUUAUGGACUUUGUAUGCCUUGUUUCAUAUUGUCUUUCGUCAGUUGUCACAUUUGUUAUUGUUCGCCCUUACGCGAGUUCCUGUUUAUAUGAUUUUAUUCGUCACGCGACAAAUGCCUCCUGCCAUGAACUUCGAUCGAGAUGCACAAGCGGAGAAUCGCGUUGCACAUCCAACGGACGACGAUUGGCAAUUCUCUGCCACUAUCUCACAACCGGCAAAUGAAGGCAAUAACGAGAAUAACGCGAACGUUCUGAUACCCGUUCAAGAUGGAACAAAUCAUCUUGGAACUACGAAUGAAUAUUCGGUGCCUGAACCCGCAGAUGAUAAUUCGACUUGCAAUAUCAACCCUAUCAAUGCGGUUCAGUCUCAUGAUGGUACUGAUGUAAACGAAUAUAACGAUGAACAUACCUCUGUUGGCGAUCAAAACGGUUCUAUUGACAACGGUGAAACCGAUUCAUCUAAUGGAUCAGCAGUUAACAAUUCUUUUCCAGUUGUUCGGAAUAGUGAUGCUACUUCAGAUCAAAUUCAUUCUGUAGCAGACCGACUCGAAGAUGAUGGCGUUCCACCUAAAGAUGUCAGAGACAUCGCAAAUAAUAUUGAUCCUCCGAUCGGAGGAACAGAACAAUUGGUUGCAGAUAAGCCAUUGGUACUCGCGGAAUCCAAAUCAUUCAAAUAUACGGAUUCUACGGAUGCUGUUAGCGAUGAAACUCUCGCUUGA